Messenger RNA from Caenorhabditis elegans, 2402 nucleotides. It is a transcript of the gene atf-6, whose product is annotated as Transcription factor atf-6 homolog. The record is from RefSeq and is marked reviewed. Gene Ontology annotation, biological process: regulation of DNA-templated transcription. Bases 1 to 1770 code for a protein of 589 amino acids. NCBI's taxonomy places the organism in Eukaryota, Metazoa, Nematoda, Chromadorea, Rhabditida, Rhabditidae. The transcript has 10 exons. Gene Ontology annotation, molecular function: DNA-binding transcription factor activity. Gene Ontology annotation, cellular component: nucleus; membrane.
AUGAACUUUGACAAUACGGUUCAUGAAUCAAACUUUGAUGAUCUCCUGCAUAACCCAAAUUUUCCGCCGCAAUUUGACCAGCUAGAGUUGGACAGCCUACUUUACGGGACCGACGAAUCACAAGAAUCGACCUCUUCCUCUUCGUUUGGUUUCAGUGAUCAGAAUGCUGGAUUUCGCUCAAGAGACGGCGGGAGUUUAGGAGAUUCUUCGUCGGAUAGCUCUCCACCGUUGAGUUGUGCAAACUUCACAGAAAAUGACCAGGAAAUGUGGGAUUUUGGCUUUCAAAGUCGCAGUCCAUUCGAGAAUUUUGAGCAACAAUUUGGCUCUCCAUAUCAGGACGACGAAGUGAUUGCCGAGCCCACCAAUGAAUUCAUGAACGCAAGAUACCUCAGAGAAGAACCGGCCAAGCAUUUGCCCAUGCAACAAAAACGAAUUAUCACAAUUCUCCCCAAACAGUCACAGCCUGUGAAACGUAUUGUCAGCAGACCAAUCCAGAAAGUAUACCGCGUCAAGGAAUCACCCGGCAGUCAGCAACAAACAUACCGAGUUGUUCAGCCCUUGAUGCCAUCUCCUUCACAAGCUACGCAACGCCAAAUCAAGCAAAUGUAUUACAAUGAGCCGGUUCAAGAAAUUCAUAUGCAACCAAAAAGUGGUCCGCUGGUUCGACAAGUGUCCGAAGAGCCAAGAUACGUUCCAAUUGCUCCGACAGUAGAUAUCAAAGCAGAACCACAAGUUUUUACUUCCGAGCAAAAUCGAAAAAUUCGGAACCGAAUGUACGCCCAAGCCUCUCGCAUGCGCAAGAAGGAAGCCGAUGAACAUAUGAAAAUGAACCUUCAGGAACUGCUUCAAGAAAACGAGAUUCUAAGAACUGAGAAUGCCGCUUUGAAGCAACGCCUUGCGUUUUUUGAACACGAAGAGCCAGUUGUCGAAGUUCCACAACCCUUUGGAAGAAAUCAGAAGAAAAAAAGAAUUAUUGCUGCUGGUUCAGUACUAAUGAUGUUCGGACUUUUUGCAGUCAUCUCUCCAUUUAAUGUCGAUAACAAUUUGAAUAUAAACAAUCAAAUCAUGGCAAUUUCCAACGAAACUUCUAUGGUUGCUCGCCACGGAAGAGUCAUCACGUAUGAAGAUAGUGCUCCUGUUGCAAAAAUUCCUACUCAACAACCAAUCCACAACUAUCCGAACUCCACUCAAAAUGAUUGUGAUAUGUACAAACUAAACGCCACAGAGACAAUAAGAGUAAACAACGACAUUGAGCGCUGGGUACAAGUACAUUCAUUUGAUAAUGUUCCAAUGAAGUUUUCGGGAGGACUAUUAAAUAAGGAAGCAAUGCGAAAGUUCAACUACGCACAGAAAGUAAAACCAGCCUCAGUUUAUGGACCACAGACAUUGGCGGUUCAAAAGAAAUCAGAGCAAGCGGCGCUCAGAUCUCGGGAACGUACAUGGAAGCAGUUGGAUCUACUGAAGACCGGAAACAAUAUUCAACUGGAUAACGAGAAAAUUCAACGUAAACGACAAGAUAUUGACAAAAUCGCUUCAAUUGUUCGCCAAAAGGGAGAUACACUGUACAUUAUGACACUUCAAGACUACGUGCUUCUGCCUUCAUUGAUUAAAGGAGCAAACUCGGUUCCCAAACUAUCGUUGCUCCUGCCUAGUGUUCCAAUGAAUGGAACUCUCCAAGAUCAGUAUACUCUUCUUCGAGUUGAUUGUGAAGUGACAGGGACUGGCCAAUUGACACUUUCCAACAAGCAACUUUCAUAUUUGAUGCCGUGAUACUGAUAUUGAUCAACAACUACGCUUAUUAUAUUCCCACUUUUCUCAAUUUCCGUGCCUUUUUUAUUCACCCACUUUACCUUUCUUCUUUUGAUUCGUUUUUAUCAAUCUUUUAUGUUAAAUAUUCAUUAUGCAUUUCUGAAAUCGCCGGUCACCGAUCAACCUCUUUUUGUUGUACCCGUUUUCGCUGCGUCUCUCACUUUACAUCAAUCAUAUUCCGGUCUUUUUCGAUUGUCUUUAUUUCUCUCAAACUCUCUUAUCUCAGUCUUAUUCCUAUUCCAACACAUAUGUAUUGUAUAUUAAUUACCAUUCGUUUUCUCAUCAUUUUACCAGUUUUUCAGAAUUUUAUCAACCACAAAACUCCAUACAAAAUAUGCCAGUCAUUGUCUCACCAAGUUCUAGUUGAAAUCACCCAAUUCUCAUAACAUAGUCAUUCAGUUACACCACCAUUGAUGAUAUUCAUCUUUCAUGAUAUGUUUUAUUUUGAAAGUCACUUUAUUAAUCUCGGGGUCUUAAUUUAUAUAGUUUGAUGUUCCUUUUUCUAUUCAAAUUCUAAUUAUAAGUGCCUAAUUAUCUGGGAUUUUUGCAUUUUUCUUGUCAAUAAUUAUCUAAAUGAAGGGUUCAAAAUAUUA